Trypanosoma rangeli is the source of this 606-nucleotide messenger RNA. RefSeq lists its product as uncharacterized. NCBI's taxonomy places the organism in Eukaryota, Euglenozoa, Kinetoplastea, Trypanosomatida, Trypanosomatidae. The coding region runs from base 1 to 606 and encodes 201 amino acids. The record is from RefSeq and is a predicted model, not a curated record. The transcript has a single exon.
AUGUACUGUAACGGGGAUCGAAAGACAGUCUCGGAGCUGAUUCGGGAUGCCGCGAAAGUGCGGAGGCUCAUUGACGCUCAGGCUGCAUAUCUCGAACAGAUGCAUGGUGCCACGACGAGCGCCAGGUGUUUACUAAACCGAAUGCUGCAUAUCUUUGCACGUGAGUUGGACGUGAAUGAUAUAGACCCCUUGCUUACCGUUCUGGCAUCUACUUCGGAGGACCUGGACAUUGCCAAUGUUCCACUAGUUUCUGUUGCCAUUGCACUUUCCAACGAACACUUUACGAAUACCAAGCAUAUUCGCGCUGUUUGUAACCGUUUUGUGGAUGACAACUCCGUUAUUUUCUUGGCCGGUAUACUGCGUUUUUCUCCAGUGGCAUCACAGAUUGAGCUUUUAGACAUCAGCGGAACAAGAGUAACGGAGAAGGGGCUUUUUUUUCUUCUUAGUAUGAUGCAGGAGCGGGAGAUGCCAUUUACCCUUAUAGCCAAGGACCUUGUCCUACCCGAAAAAAAUCCACCCGUAGAAUUUAAGCGGAAGUAUCAGCUGGCGUUGGAAAAGGUACGGGGAAAAUCAAACUGUACAUUGGUACUCUCUAGCGAAUGCUGA